Molecule: messenger RNA, 924 nt
Organism: Plasmodium relictum
Lineage: Eukaryota; Apicomplexa; Aconoidasida; Haemosporida; Plasmodiidae
Product: conserved Plasmodium protein, unknown function
Exons: 1
Coding region: 1-924 (307 amino acids)
Source: RefSeq, a predicted model, not a curated record
AUGAUAAAUUCAAAAGAAAGUGAUACAUUGCCAAAAACAUGUUUUAAAAAUAAAAAUAUAAAGCUGAUAAAAGUACCUAAAUUUGUUUCAAAUAAAUGGUUAAAAUGUAAGAAUAAAGAAGUUGUUGGUUUAUUUGAACACAAAAAUAGUGAAAUAUCAAAUUUGUAUAUACAGAAAGAUGAUAGUGACAAUGUAAAAAAAUUAACAUGUAAUAAAAAUUAUACUAUAAAUACUUAUAUAUUAAAGCAAAGUAAGAUAUGUUUAAAACCUAAUAAAGGUACUAAUCCAUCCAACAAUAAUUUAAAUAAUAAAACAAUUGAGAAUUCAAAUCAAAAUAAAUUAAAAAUUAAUAUAAAUAAUCCAAUAAAGGAAAAUUCUGAACGAAGCAAAGAGUUUGAUUAUGUUAUUUGUGCAGAUAUUAUAAAAAAUUGUGAACAUACUUAUUCCUUCUUACCAGUUUUAGAUAAAGAUUAUUCUUUAAUAUUAAAAGAAAGACAUUAUAAUACAAAUAUAAAAAAAAAUAGAUAUACUAUUAUAGAAACAAGAAAUGAAGAGAAUUUAGAAUCUUCACAAACAUUAUUUAAAUAUUAUACAUCUGAUGAUAAUAAUAACGCAAAUAAAGAUAAAAAUAAUAAAAGAGUUAUGUUAGAAAACGAAAAUAAUUUUACUUCGUCUACUUCUGCUUCUAAGCAAAAAACAAAACAAGCUAAAAAGUUUCAUGUUUUCGAUUUAGAUAAAACUAAAAUUAGUAUGUUUAAAAUAUUUGAAAGAGAAGGAAAGAAAGGCGUUCCUUUUUCUUUUUUUGCAAAAAAUUUUAAUAUUCCAUCAAAUCACAUAAAAAACAUACUAGAUGAAAUAGCUGUUAAAAGAAAAAGGAUUUCAGAUAAAAAAUCAGUAUAUUUUUUAAAAGAUUGUAUUAAUUAA